Apis cerana (Asiatic honeybee) is the source of this 5816-nucleotide messenger RNA. It is a transcript of the gene Drgx, whose product is annotated as Dorsal root ganglia homeobox. The record is from RefSeq and is a predicted model, not a curated record. Gene Ontology annotation, biological process: regulation of transcription by RNA polymerase II. Gene Ontology annotation, molecular function: DNA-binding transcription factor activity, RNA polymerase II-specific; RNA polymerase II transcription regulatory region sequence-specific DNA binding. Lineage: Eukaryota; Metazoa; Arthropoda; Insecta; Hymenoptera; Apidae.
CUCGACGCCUGCGUGGUUCCGCCUAUCGAACACGCUUUCGCUGCCUGGACGUCGAGGCGACACCGUGAACGACACACAAUCCAGCUCUGGGAUCCUCUUCGUACGCGACCACUCCGCUUUUUCGGUCAACUCGGUCUCCUCUCGUGGAUCAUAGCUGGUGCCGGAUCGACCAGCGCAGUGCUUGGACUGGAUCUGGCUGGAGAAACCGGAUAAGGGGAAUUAAGGGAUAGUGUCGAAGCAGGAUUCGAGGAUUCGAGGGGAAGUCUGGAAAAACACGGAGAGCAUUCGAGGUGUUGAAGAGUUGACGUGUUUGAAUUCGACGUGUCAUACAAUACGAAGGAUCUAUCUGUAAUAAGGAGUUGACAAUUUGGAGAAGUUUGUGAUGAAAGUUGUUUGAGGUGUUCGGAAGAUUUGAUCGUUGUGGAGUUUUAUCUAUAUAAAGGAGGCUGGGUAAUUGGAAUUCGUCAUGUGAACGAUCGAGGGUUUUUUUUUUUAGAUUUGGAAGUGAUUUGAACAUGUUUGAACAAGUAUCGAUAGGUUUGGGUAGAGAAGAAUUCACGAAGGAAGAGUAACACCGGUGAUAAUGGAUCCUUGCCUUUUACGUUUACGUUGAUUGAACGUAAAUCACGAAAAAAGGGGAAUCUUCUUUUAACAAUCCCCUUAUAAACUGUCUGUUAUGAGUACUUGCCUCAAGGACAGGUUGAAGAAUCCCGUCAAUCAAAUCUUGGACGAAACGUUCUUGACAUUUCUCACGAAAAUUUACAAUGACUAUUAGAAAGGAAACGGUGUGCUAAUCAAAAACGAAACACAAUUCGCCAGUGUUUCCAAAUCCAAAGCAAAACGGCGAAAGGCAAACUGUAGAAAGCCUGAUGUUUUCAAAGUGUGACUAUUGAAUGAUCGAUUCAGAAGAGGAGGGAAAAAAAGCUGGUGCAAGUGUUGCAAAGGAGGGUAAAGGCAUAGAGUAAAGAUCUUUGUUGUGUUCAGUGAUCGAGGAGGAACAACCGUAAACGAAGUUUGACAAGGAGGGAGGAGAGGAUCCACGUUUCAGAUCGUGGAUCUUGCGAUCUCGCGGGAGGAGAAAGGUUCAGGGGGUCGAAGGUGAUCCGCGAGAGUGCGGAGGAAAUCGAGAAAGUGUUGUUCAGCCACGAGUCCAGGAUUCUCACCCCCGGAGGCGGUACCAUUUCGCCCGGGGGCGCGGGGCCGCCCGCGAGCCCUUCUUCGGGACACUACCAUCCACCCACGCAUAGUCCACCUUUGGUCAAGAUUGGAUCGGUUCACACUCACCAGGCGAACAAUAACCACCACCACACGCACCAUCAACAGCAACAGCAACAACAGCAGCAGCAGCAGCAGCAGCAACAGCAGCAGCAACAGCAGUCGAGCCAGCCGCAGGUGCCGGGGGCAGGAGGGGGUGGAGGGCCGGGGGGUGGGACGGUGGCCAGGCCUGGCGGCAUGUUCUGCUACCACUGCCCCCCGGGUCUUCCAACGCCACGGUUACCACCCACCCUCGAGUACCCAUUCGCCGCCACUCACCCCUAUACCAGUUACUCGGCUUAUCAUCCGGCUUUACACGGAGUCGGGGAGGAUUCCUUCGUGAGGCGAAAGCAAAGGAGGAACAGGACCACGUUCACUCUUCAGCAACUGGAAGAAUUGGAGUCAGCGUUUGCGCAGACACAUUAUCCGGAUGUCUUCACGAGGGAGGAUCUCGCGAUGAAGAUUAACCUCACCGAGGCCAGGGUUCAGGUAUGGUUUCAAAAUCGUAGAGCGAAGUGGAGGAAAAGCGAACGUUUGAAGGAGGAACAGAGGAAAAGAGAGGGUAGCGGAGGGGGUGGCGCGUUGGAAACGACAGGCCUCGCACCCCCAACGUCCUCAUCGGCAGGACCCAGUCCCACAGGACAUGAUCCUGAAGGAACGACAAGCAGCAGCGCCCCCGACGCGGAGGACGCCGGUCCAGAUGGAGCUGGGGGGUCGAGGAGCCCCAGCACCACUUCCGCCUCGGUCAGCCCGCGGCCCCAGCAGAGUCAGCCGUCCCUGGGUGGCGUCUCGACGCCACCUCCAACCCCCAUAAGGGCGCCACCGCCGCCACCCAGCACGGUCGGGGGUCUUGGCCCACCCGGCGAGAGCACACCAGGUUUGGCGGCGGGUUUCAGGCCGGUGGAGCCGCCCACGUCGCUCUUCUUCUCACCGCACUUGGCGGCGCAAUUCUCGCCCCCGUUGUUCGGCAACAAGGUGGUCAGCAGCGCGCCAACGUCCCUUACCUCGACGACGCCAUCCCUGUGGACAUCGAGCGAUCACCGGCCUGGAAGCUUGCAGGACAUGCUGUCCUGGUCACCGGCCGGUUGGCCGGGUUCCCUGUGCGGCUGUUGCAAGCCUGGGACCGGGGAUCUUCACAGGAACAGCAGCCUGGCCGAGCUGAGGAGGAAGGCCCAGGAACACUCGACCGCCUCCGCCCUCCUCGGUGGGUUGGCCGGUUUCCCAGGUGGUCUGCCGUUGCCCUUGCCCCUACCGUUGCUUCCACCCCUGCUUGGACUGUCCAGGAGGCCGGAACAUCAUCAUCAUCAUUUGCCAAGCAUGGUUCACCAGAUACAACCGAGCACGAAGGAGGAUCCCUAGGAUCUUGUGCGGCCCUCGUCCGACGAGCUCGAUAUCGUCGCCCCUUGACACCGGCCAUGCUCUCGAGACGGCGGUUCAUAUUUCUUCCUUGUUCUCGCGGUCCCCCUUUUGUCAUUCCGGGAUGAUGACGAUGGCGACGUUACGGUCGGAUUAUUGUACGAUUCUCGAGGGUGGUCGGGCGAGUUCGCAGGCUUCUUUCCAAGUUUCGAGAUCGCGUUUAUCCCUGUGCCUCUUGCUUCCCCUUUGAUUUUGUUUAAGAAUGACAAUAUUAAGGAAACGGUUGGAUCUUUGAGGGAACUCGUUGAAGAUCGUUAUUGAUUUUGAGAAUAAUUCCUUCUUUCUUUUGAACCGAAGAACAAUUUGCUGGGUAAGUUUUAAAGAGUUUUAUCUUUCUUCCGGAUUUGUAAUUAGAGAUUAAAAUUUAAAGAAUAUUAUAAAUCAUAUAAAAAAAAAAAUAGAUAGUAGUGCAGGCUGUUAUGAAGAGAAUGUGAAAUUGAAAAUGCAAUAUUGAAAUGUGCCUCCCCUUUAAUUAGAUUUUUAAUAGAUUGACAAUUGAAUGAAAUUUAAAUAUGAAAGUUUAUGCACUAUAUAUGUAUAUAUAUAUGUGUGUGUGUAUAUAUACGUAUUUGAUUUGUUAUUUUCAACGUAUCUUUUAAACUGCUCACCUGUACGUGUCUCUGUUUUAACUUAACUUCUAAUUUUGAGAUUUUAUUCUCUAUCGAAGGUAAAGAUCGUAAAAUAUUUUCUAACCGUGCCAGAAAUAUUGCAAUUCUUAAACGCCAUGACCGUUCUUUUUUUUUUUUAUGAUGAAUUUUUCUUCAAACUUGUUUUCCGCUUUUAUUUCACGAAUAAACUUUUCUUUUCCUUUUUUCAAUCGAAAGGGAAUCAUUUUCUUUCGAAAACUACUUACCGUUCAAUUAAAAGUUAAAAUCAAAUAAUGAAACCAGUUUUGAGAAAUAAUCUAUUUCCACUACGAUUCGCCAAUAACAGCUCGUUGAAAGUACAAUAAAAGCUUUUAAAACUUUUUAAGCCUCGAAUCUUGUUCCGUUAUCGAAUAAAUAUAUACAUAUAAAGAUACAAAUCCAAUGACACAAUAAAUCUAAAAUUUACGUCCACGAUGAAAAAUCGAACUUGCACGUUUCGGGUUGAUUCUUUUUCAACCUGGAAUCAUUCUUUCAUCAAAUCGAAAAAGAAUAUUUUCCAAGUCUUUUUUCGCGCCAUCGAUCGAAAAAUGAAUCGUUAAUUUUGAACGUCAAUUAAAAUUUCCAAAUUUCUUUUCUCUUCCUUUUCUUCCCUUCCCCCCUCCCCCUCUCUUCCCUCACGAAUGCAUAUUUGCCUUAACGAAAAACCAUGAAAGUCUAUCGAUUCAACGAAUAUCGGAAAAUAGAAUUCUGAAAUCUGUAAAUAAUUCACGGAAUAAAAAAAGAUCGCAGUGGAUUGUUAUAUAAUACGAAUGAAGGUGUAAACUGUGUACGAGAGAUCGAUCUACGUUAGAGCAACUGCAAUAUCGCUUCUCUGGAUUCACGAAAAGUUAAGCAUCACAAGGACCAACACGUGCCUGAUGCGCUCUAAUGCUUAAUUGCCCGACAAGCGAAAUUGGAUGUUUUUAGGAACGCUCGUAUAUCCGGACAACGGCCAGAAUUUAGAUAAUUUUUAAUUUAUUUAUAUAGCUCGAGGGUAAAACGGAUAUCCGUAUUUCCAUUUCGAUGAAAUAAAAUACCCGAUUUGGAUGGAAUUUUAUAGACAAGUAUUUGUUGGAUAAGGAUAAUUAAAAAGAUUUUAUAAUUUUGCUACUUGAUACGAUUAAUUAAUUGCAAAAAAUAAAUAAAUAAAUCGUCUCGUUCAUUUUAACGAAUCUAACUAUUUCGACUCGUUAAAGUGAAAAUAUAUAUAUAUAUAUAUAUACAAAAUUAACUCGACGAAGAGAAAAGAACAAAGUAUUUUUAUCAUGACUCAAAAAAAAAAGAAGAAGAAGAAGAAGAGAUAAAACGAUUCAUAGGCUACGAUCCAAUAGCGAUGUUCGAUACACGAGAUAAUUUAUAUUACGUGAUAGGAUAAUUUCUAUUAUCACCCUUAAAUCGAGUCUAUGACAAUUUUCUUGAAUUAUAUGAUUACUCUAUCGCAUUAUUCAAAUAAUACGGAUAUCCGUAUUAUCCGAGUAACACGGAUAUCCGCUUUACUCGCGCGGCACAAGCACGCGCCGGUUGAAAUAAUGUUUCUAUCACUGGACGAGGGAAAAAAAAAAAAAAAAAAAAAAAUGGAAGAAGAGAAAAGAAAAGGAAAGAAAAGGAAAAUAAAAAUAGAGAGAUGUGACAAAUUACUGUCGCAUCGGAUAUUCGAAUGCGUGGAUGCUCGUCACCCUCACAUCCCUCUGAGAGGGGACGCUCAUUGUUACACGGUAUUAAUUUUUCAAGGAAAACUUUGCAAAAAGUUUUUCCUAAUCCUUUUAGCAAAGGAUGGAAGAUAAAAUCUUUAAUCUCGCUAAUUAUCGUUUCGUAAAGGGGAAUAAAGAUAGAAGGAUCGAGCGAUAGAAGGAAUGACAAAGUGCGAUAAUACAAAAAUGGAGGGAACGGUAUGUUAAAUAUUUAAAUAUUAUAAUUCGUUCGGGAGAAAAUAAUUGAAUUCUAGUUCUAAUUCGACGCGAUUUAACAAUUUUUGAGUGAACAGAAAAAGAAAAACUAAGGGUGUCGAGCGUCCGUUUAAGAAGAUAGACACGUAUUAAUCGACGAUUAAAAAAAUACAUGCCUUAAAAAAAAAAAAAUAAUAAUUUCCAACAGCGUGACAGUAUAAUUUUAGAGAAGCGAGGAGAAGUAACUGUACUGUGCACGAGUGUUGUCAAUCGUAGAGAGGAGGAGUGGCGAUAUAAAAUGUGAUUAUAAAUAAUAGUAUCUCGACAAUCUCUACGAUUCGUGCUCGUGAUUGAUUAACGAUCGUUGUUUCGUUUGCGUUGCGAUUUUCGACGCGCUCGAAUUUGUUCUUAUGGAUUACGAAAGCGUGGUAUAACGAACGAAAAAGAAAAAAAGAAAAAAAAGAAAAAAAAAGACACGUAGAUACUAGUAGAGACCUGUAUAUUAAAUCCCGGUGAAUUGUCAGUGCUAAUCAAGGAUAAUCUAAUAAACAAUAUGUUACAAACUAGCAACUAUUAUGUAGCCUGAAAUGUGGGUAGUGAAUUAUUCGAAUAAACUUGUUCUCUCGUGAUAAAA